Messenger RNA from Dromaius novaehollandiae (emu), 3914 nucleotides. It is a transcript of the gene DHRS11, whose product is annotated as dehydrogenase/reductase 11. Gene Ontology annotation, molecular function: oxidoreductase activity. The transcript is spliced from 7 exons. NCBI's taxonomy places the organism in Eukaryota, Metazoa, Chordata, Aves, Casuariiformes, Dromaiidae. The record is from RefSeq and is a predicted model, not a curated record. The coding region runs from base 71 to 838 and encodes 255 amino acids.
GGGGGCGUGGCGGGCGUGGCGGGCGGCGCAUUGUGCGCGGCGGCGGCGGCGGCGGGGCCGGGCCGCGGCCAUGGAGCGCUGGACCGGGCGCGUCGCGCUGGUCACCGGCGCCUCCGUGGGCAUCGGCGCGGCCGUGGCGCGGGCGCUGGUGCAGCACGGCAUGAAGGUGGUGGGCUGCGCCCGCAGCGUGGACAAGAUCGAGAAACUGGCAGCCGAAUGCCAGAGCGCUGGUUAUCCCGGGACCCUCAUCCCCUACAAGUGCGACCUGUCCAACGAAGAGGAGAUCCUGUCCAUGUUCUCCGCCAUCAAGACCCUUCACCAGGGGGUUGACGUGUGCAUCAACAACGCGGGGCUGGCUCGCCCGGAGCCCCUGCUCUCGGGGAGGACGGAGGGCUGGCGGACGAUGAUAGACGUCAAUGUGAUGGCUGUAAGCAUCUGCACCCGAGAGGCCUAUCAGUCCAUGAAAGAGAGAAACAUUGACGAUGGGCAUAUUAUUAACAUUAACAGCAUGAAUGGCCACAGUGUCGUGCCACAGUCGGUGGUGCAUUUUUAUAGUGCCACCAAGUAUGCGGUCACGGCGCUCACGGAGGGGCUCAGGCAAGAGCUCAGGGAAGCGAAGACUCAUAUACGAGCUACAUGCAUAUCUCCGGGACUGGUGGAAACAGGAUUUGCUUUUAAACUUCAUGAUAAUGACCCAGAGAGAGCUGCUGCCACCUAUGAGAGCAUUCGGUGUCUCAAAGCUGAAGAUAUGGCUAAUGCUGUCAUAUAUGUCCUCAGUGCCCCACCUCAUGUACAGAUUGGAGAUAUUCAGAUGAGGCCCACGGAGCAGAUAUCAUAGCAAACGAAGAGGAACGUGAGCAGCAUCGUGUAUCCACUCCACUUCGAACCCUCUGACAAUUUAGGGUUUUGUCGGCUGGCUAGCAACGUUUUAAUUGAGUACCAAGGAUCAUGUUUGAAGAAUUAUUUUUUCUCUCCCUCUCUCUGAGCUGGUGCUGAGCCAGUUUAAAAAAAAAGUAGUGGGUAUCUUUCUCACCCACUCCUUUCUGAAAUUGCUUAAGAGUAAAAUGUAUUUGAAAAUAAUGCAGGGAAGUGGGUUUAUGGAAGAUUGUCGUCUCCAGGCUGGUUUAUUCUUCCUUUUGCUUUCUUUUUGAGGUUUGUUUGAUCUUACUUGCUGAUGCUGUGGUUGGACACAGGUGAAGUGGCACAAGCUGUUUGCCAGCUUCGGUGUGCUUAUGUUUUCAGGUUAUUAAUGGAUGUCAUACAUGAAUCCAUCUAAUUUGGGGGUUUCUUGCCACCAGUUCGAUGCUUAUUUGGUAAUUAUGCACAUGAUAUUUUCUACUUCUCUCAUACCCCACUGUCCUCAAACAGAUAUACACACUCCCCCACCCACCAAACUCUCCUUUCCCAUUCAGAUGAAUAGUGCCUGCCAAGUUUGAGGAAGUAUAAAUGUGUGUGCCUGCUAUUUCUGUUUCUUUCUAGGUAGGUAGGUAGAUAGUUGGAGGAGUAAGUACCUGUAUUUCUGCAGGUUAGAGAAUGAUCAUCUAAGUGGCAUAGUUACAGUACGAGUGAGUUGUUUGGUAUUUUUAAUAAAAAUUGUGUGCUGUCUUGUAAUCACCUCUAUCCUUGGUAUCAUGUCCCAGCACUCUCGAUGUUUUUGUAUGUUUGAUAUUUGCAUGCAUUGACACUUUUUGGAAAUAUUGAUCAGUCUUAGAAAGAUGUAUGGUGCUGUUUAAAUGCUGGUGCUGGUGACUAAGGAGUUGGAAACAUUGCAAGUUUGUUUAUAUGAGAGAGAAAAACUCAGAGAGAGAGGGAGAGAGAGAGAGAGAGUGAAAUGAACCAUGCCGAAGCUGUCCAAAAUGAACAGAUGUUAGCAGAGGCAUUUGCCUACAAAGCAGCAGGUAAAAGGUCUGGUUCAGAUCUCAUACUAGUCUUGCGCUGUUGCAGCCCCAUUGAUUUGCUCUGGAUUUACUCUAACUUGAAGGAGAAGAGAUCAGCCCCAUAGCUGAUACAGGCACAGCUGAGGGACCAUUUGAGUUGCUGUAUUUGGACUCCUGCAGCGUGGCAAAUGAUGCAUCUGCAGGUAGUCCAACUUGAUAUGGAGCUGUGGAGCUGUUAAUGUACACCUUGCCUUAAGAUUGCAGACUCGCUCCUGCUGUGCUAUGAAUUUCCUGUAGCGUUUCUGAAGGUGGACCUGUUGUUUUAGGUGGAGCAGUUAUGGUCAAUUGAUCUGAGUGGAAGACUGGGAGCCUGAGAAACCUGAUUUUGAUUAUUCUGCUUACACUAUAGUGUGGCUUUACGGGAGUCCGUCUGUGGUACACCGCCAUAAGGGGGAGAGCAAAAUCAGGCCAUUAUGUCAUGAGUUUCAACUCCCUAUAUAGCCUUGGGCAAGUCACUUUACCUCUCUGCCUCAGUUUCCCCAUCUGUAAAAUGGGGAUAAUAAUACUUACCUACCUCACAGGGGUGUUGUGAGGACUCACAAGCUGUUUGUAAAGCACUUUGACUAUGAGAAGCGCUAUGUAAGUGCUGAGUGUUGUUAUGAAGUAUUAUUAUUAAUUAAAUCUUGUGAUACAUAGAAUUCCUUGUGCCAAAGGUGAGCAACUGUAGCAGGAUACAAGGAGAAAGCCGGUAAAACAUUCCUUGAUAAUGGUAAAACAAAACCAGUUUGUCCCUCCCUUUUGUUUUUCUUUAUAAAUACACGCUCAUGGUGUUUUCUGUCUGUUCUUUGUCCCUCAGCUCGUUCCUACCAUCAAGUACACACAGCUUUGUCUCUGCAUUUGGCCUUUUAAUUCACUGUGAGUGAAAUUCCUGCCCUGGGGCUAAGUCUAACACUAAUGCACUGCCCUCCUCCACCUUGCCGAGGCAGCGGCUUUGUGGGGGCUCUGCGCAGGGCUGGAUUUCACCCACGGUACUGCGCUAGAUCAUGUCCCACGAAGAGCAGCCAGCCGAGGUCUGCACGCAGCCAGUAAUCCUUGCCCCAGCGGAGAGUGCCUGGAAAAGCUCGUCGGUCUCGGUGCCACCGCAGUGCUCAGCUUGGAGGCACUUGGCUAGGGAAGGUCCAAGCACAACUGUUUUUGUGUGUGCUUUUAUAGCACGCCUGUGUUGUUCAGCUAGGCUUAAUAGGAAAACAGCCUGUGCUUGUGUUUUUUCCCCAGGGUUUAUUUUGCAGGAGCUUGUCGCUGAAAUUCAGCAGGCGCACUGUGCUCUGUGUGUGCUGUCUUUUUAAAAGAAGGUGCCAGAGAAGGUGGCUGAACUAGGAGUUGAAGGCCAAAAAAACAUUGAGAAAUUAGGAAAUUCUGAGCAGGAAAAAGAAUGAGCAAAGGUGUGGGAAGCACAGGUGCAACACUGGAAUUGGUGGCCAUAACUGUGUGCAAAGUUAAGCAGAUGUUGAAAUGCAUGGCUGAGGCGGGACCCAAUUUUAUCUUUCUGCUCUGUAGAAGGAGGCUUUAGAGCGAAUUGCUUAAGAUGUAAGGCCUUGAAACAGGGCCAGUCAGGGUAGUCACUCCCUGCAAAUACAACCUGGCUGACGUGCAGCCCUGCCAGAUUUUUUCCCCAACAACAUUUGUAACCUUUGCAAGUCUAUAAAAUAACCUGUUGUCCUUGAAAUGAUAUCCAGUAUAUUUUUCCAUCUCAAAUGUGGCAUUUUUUAGGGAAUAAUUCCUGCUGCCAGUUACCUCCCUGUCUCUGGCCGCCUUCCCACGCAAAGCGCGGCCCGCGGAGGGGCUUGGCACGCUUGCUUGGCUGCUCUGUCUCGCGUAAGCUGCCAGCACUUCGAGCCAUCUUCCUGGGCUGAGACAGGGUUGGCAACAUACUCUGAGGCAUUAAAACCCCUAACAGGAGGGCAAACUGUGUAAUUUAUCAAUAGGUUUCUAAUUGUUAACUGUUAAAUAAAAGAAUAAAAAGAGAGGCAUGCUGUA